Sorex araneus (European shrew) is the source of this 1086-nucleotide messenger RNA. RefSeq names its product leukotriene B4 receptor (gene LTB4R). Gene Ontology annotation, biological process: complement receptor mediated signaling pathway; inflammatory response; positive regulation of cytosolic calcium ion concentration. Gene Ontology annotation, molecular function: complement receptor activity; leukotriene receptor activity. Gene Ontology annotation, cellular component: plasma membrane. Bases 25 to 1086 code for a protein of 353 amino acids. The record is from RefSeq and is a predicted model, not a curated record. NCBI's taxonomy places the organism in Eukaryota, Metazoa, Chordata, Mammalia, Eulipotyphla, Soricidae. The transcript has a single exon.
GGCCUCACCCUCCAGGUGCUUCCAAUGGCUGCCAACACUACGGGCCCCGCCGCGCCCUCCGGAGCAAGGGCCUCCUUCAUCCCGUCGCUGGCCAGCUGCCUCCUGUCUGUGGCGCUGGCCCUGGGGCUUCCUGGCAACCUUUUUGUGGUGUGGAGCAUCCUGGCAAAGAUGCGCAAGCGCUCGGUCACAGCCCUGCUGGUGCUGAACCUGGCAGUGGCCGACCUGGCCGUGCUGCUCACCGCCCCGUUCUUCCUGCACUCUCUGGCCCGCGGCACCUGGAUUUUCGGCCUCUUUGGCUGCCGCCUGUGCCACUACGUCUGCGGCGUCAGCAUGUAUGGCAGCGUCCUACUUAUCACCACCAUGAGUCUGGACCGCUCGCUGGCUGUGGCCCGGCCCUUCCUCUCCCAGAAGCUGCGCACCAAGGCGGUGGCCUGGCGGGUGCUGGUGGGCAUCUGGGUGGUGUCGGUGCUCCUGGCCACGCCGGUCAUCGCCUACCGCAAGGUGGGUCUGACGCCAAACAACCGGACAAUGUGCUUCUCGAAGUACCCCACGAACAACGACAAGGCUUUUCACCUGCUCUUCGAGGCCAUCACCGGCUUCCUGCUGCCCUUCGCGGCCAUCGUGGCCAGCUACUCGGACAUCGGGAGGCGCCUGCAGGCGCGCCGCUUCCGCCGCAGCCGCCGCACCGGCCGCCUGGUGGUGCUCAUCAUCCUGGCCUUCGCCGCCUUCUGGCUGCCCUAUCACGUGGUGAACUUGGCCGAGGCGAGCCGCGCGCUGGCCGGAGCGCCCCUGAUGGCCUCGGACCCCGCGGGCAAGCGCCUGAGCCUGGCCCGCAACGUGCUCAUCGCGCUGGCCUUCCUGAGCAGCAGCGUCAACCCGGUGCUCUACGCGUGCGCGGGCGGCGGCCUGCUGCGCUCGGCCGGCGUGGGCUUCGUGGCCAAACUGCUGGAGGGCACCGGCUCUGAGAUGUCCAGCACCCGCCGCCUUGGCACCCUGGGCGGCCAGACCGUGCGGGGCGCCCCUGUCCCGGCCGAGCCGGGUCCCACCAACAGCCUCACGGUGUCCCGCGACGACCCUCCGGAGUGA